Messenger RNA from Zerene cesonia (dogface butterfly), 498 nucleotides. RefSeq names its product glycine-rich cell wall structural protein-like. The coding region runs from base 129 to 413 and encodes 94 amino acids. The transcript is spliced from 2 exons. NCBI's taxonomy places the organism in Eukaryota, Metazoa, Arthropoda, Insecta, Lepidoptera, Pieridae. The record is from RefSeq and is a predicted model, not a curated record.
CUAUAUACCAGUUGUGGGUUAUUUACCUGGUGGAUUACUCACAAACGUAUACAAGAGGAGGUGUGUUCAGACAUGUAUAAAUAGGUCGGCAGAUCGAACCUCCAGCAUAUUCUCGGAUACUCGCCAAGAUGAAAACAAUUCUGUCUAUCGCUCUGCUGUUGUGCGUGUGCCUGGCAUACGCAUCUGCGUUGCCAAGCCCAUCCCAGGCUAACGCCCAACCCGCUGAGGUGUUACAGCCUGAGGAGUCCCACUGGGGCGGUGGCUGGAGGGGUGGAUACGGAGGAUACGGAGGUUACGGAGGUUACGGAGGUUUCGGAGGGUACGGAGGCGGUUAUGGCCAUGGAGGUGGUUGGGGACACGGAGGAGGAUGGGGCGGCAGAGGUUGGGGCGGCCACGGAGGCUGGGGACGCUAAUACCACACUAAUGUACCUUCCUUAACUUUACAUACGUAUUACUUAGAUCUGUGAUGUGAAUAUACAAUAAAUACCAUUUAAAAUA